Molecule: messenger RNA, 2352 nt
Organism: Salarias fasciatus (jewelled blenny)
Lineage: Eukaryota; Metazoa; Chordata; Actinopteri; Blenniiformes; Blenniidae
Product: extracellular calcium-sensing receptor-like
Exons: 9
Coding region: 4-2352 (782 amino acids)
Biological process (GO): G protein-coupled receptor signaling pathway
Cellular component (GO): plasma membrane
Molecular function (GO): G protein-coupled receptor activity
Source: RefSeq, a predicted model, not a curated record
ACCAUGGCCUUUGCUAUUGAUGAGAUCAACAGAAACUCCAACCUGUUAGCAAACGUGACUCUGGGAUACAGUCUGUACGAUAACUGUGUCAAACUUGCCGUUGGAUUUCGUGCAGCGCUGACGUUGGCCAACGGUCAGGAAGAGCAAAUCACUUUAAAUGAAACUUGUUUCGGAAGGCCUCCAGUUGUAGGAAUUGUGGGUGAUUCCACUUCAACAAAUGCUAUUGCCAUUUCUGCUGUUUUAGGGUUGUAUGGAGUACCUAUGGUGAGUUAUUUUGCCACCUGUUCCUGCCUGAGCGACCGACAAAAGUUUCCAUCUUUCUUCAGGACGAUCCCGAGUGAUGCUUUCCAGGUAGGUGCUAUGAUUCAGAUACUGAAGCACUUUGGAUGGACCUGGGCAGGUCUGCUGGUCAGUGACGAUGACUACGGCCUUCACGUUGCCCGAUCCUUCCAGUCUGACCUGGGUCCGAGUGCCGGAGGCUGUCUGGCCUACUUAGAGGUUUUGCCAUCUGGAAGAAACCCAGCUGAAAUCCGUCGAAUUGUGGGUGUCAUAAAGAAGUCCACAGCUCGUGUGGUCAUAGUGUUUGGUCAUGAGCACUACAUGAUUCAAAUCAUGGAGGAGGUGGUGAGGCAGAACGUCACAGGCCUGCAGUGGAUGGCCAGUGAAGCCUGGACAACAUCAACAGCUGCUCUGCAGACCCCUCGUCUCAUGCCUUACUUAGGCGGCACACUGGGCAUUGCUAUCCGCAGGGGAGAAAUACCAGGACUCAAGGACUUCUUACUGCAAAUGCGUCCUGAUCUACAUUUUGAUGAUAGUUUUCAGAAUAGCAUGGUAAAUCAGUUCUGGGAACUCAUAUUUCGGUGUAGGUUUGCACCUCCUCCAGCAGGUUGGGUGGAAGCUGGAGGAGCACUGUGCACAGGAGAGGAAGAUUUAGAAAAUGUGGUGACUGAAUUCCUGGACGUUUCAAACCUCAGACCGGAGUACAACGUGUACAAAGCUGUGUAUGCUCUUGCAUACGCUCUUGAUGAUAUGCUGCGGUGUGAGCCUGGAAGAGGGCCUUUCAAAGGGCACAGCUGCAGCAGUUUACAAAGACUGGAGCCCUGGCAGAAAGUCAACUUCACUACAUCGUUUGGUGAUCAAGUGUCAUUUGAUGAGAAUGGAGAUGUAUUACCAACAUAUGACGUCAUGAACUGGCUGUGGCUCCCUGAUGGGAGAACUGAAGUUCAGACUGUGGGUGAGGUUCGGAGGUCGGCCUCCAAAGGAGAUGAGCUCAUACUCGAUGAAAACAAAAUCUUCUGGAAUUCAGAAUUUAAAAAGUCACCUCGCUCAGUGUGCAGUGAGGACUGUCCUCCAGGGACACGCCUGGUGAGAAAAAAGGGAAAACCUGUGUGUUGUUUCAACUGUGUCCCAUGUUCCGAGGGAAAAAUCAGCAAUAAGACCAACUCAAUGGAGUGCAUCAGCUGUCCAGAGGAUUUCUGGUCCAGUCCUCAGCGUGACCACUGUGUUCCCAAGAAAACUGAGUUCCUCUCCUAUUAUGAACCUCUGGGUAUCUGUCUGACCACUGCUUCACUGCUGGGCACAUUUAUCUGUGUUGUCGUUCUGGGGAUCUUUUUCCAUUAUCGAAGGACGCCUAUAGUACGAGCCAACAAUUCUGAGCUGAGUUUCCAGCUUUUAUUGUCACUUAAACUUUGCUUCCUGUGUUCACUUUUGUUCAUCGGACGACCCAGACUGUGGACAUGCCAACUGAGACACGCAGCCUUCGGGAUCAGCUUUGUGCUUUGUGUCUCGUGUAUCCUGGUUAAAACCAUGGUGGUUCUGGCUGUGUUUAAGGCCUCAAAGCCAGGAGGAGAGGCCAGUCUGAAGUGGUUUGGUGUGAUGCAGCAGAGAGGAACAGUUCUGGUUCUCACUUCCAUUCAAGCAGCAAUCUGCACAGCUUGGCUUGUCUCCGCCUCACCGUCCCCUCAUAAAAACACACAAUACUACAAUGACAAGAUCGUUUUCGAAUGUGUAGUCGGAUCCACUAUAGGUUUUGCGGUGUUGCUGGGUUAUAUCGGCUUACUCGCUAUUCUUAGUUGUCUUUUGGCAUUUCUGGCAAGAAAUCUCCCAGAUAACUUCAAUGAGGCCAAACUCAUCACUUUCAGCAUGCUGAUCUUCUGUGCUGUGUGGGUGGCCUUUGUUCCUGCUUAUAUCAGCUCUCCAGGUAAAUAUGCAGAUGCUGUGGAAGUAUUUGCCAUCCUGGCUUCAAGCUUUGGCCUCUUGGUGGCGCUGUUUGGACCCAAAUGUUACAUAAUCCUGCUGAGACCAGAGAGGAACACAAGGAAGGCCAUCAUGGGUCGAGGUAUUGAGUCAUAA